AUGCUCACUGCAAGGCCAGUCCUGCUGCUCGUUGGGCUCCUCACCCUCUUGCCGUGCUGCCAUGCAGCCCCCUACGUUCCAGCUGAGUGCUGCUUCGACUACGUCAAGGGUGUCCUGCGGCUGGACAUCCUCCUGGGCUUCAACUCAACUUCCAGGGAAUGCUAUUACCCAGCAAUUGUGUUUGAGACCAAGAAAGGAGCCAAGGUCUGUGCAAAUCCUGAGGAGAAGUGGGUGAAGAGAGCAGUUAAAAUGCUUCUAAGGAAGAAAGAACUUCGUGCCCCAUGA
Molecule: messenger RNA, 285 nt
Organism: Camarhynchus parvulus
Lineage: Eukaryota; Metazoa; Chordata; Aves; Passeriformes; Thraupidae
Product: C-C motif chemokine 3-like
Exons: 3
Coding region: 1-285 (94 amino acids)
Biological process (GO): positive regulation of GTPase activity; lymphocyte chemotaxis; positive regulation of ERK1 and ERK2 cascade
Cellular component (GO): extracellular region
Molecular function (GO): CCR chemokine receptor binding; chemokine activity
Source: RefSeq, a predicted model, not a curated record